UGACGAUUUGACGUGGCUCCUAAAUAUCUUUCCCACUCGCUUCACCCUUCCUUUGCCAGCCUCAAAAAACACACUCAUCUGCCUGAUGUCCUGAUCAACCCCCUCACUCUUGAUCUCAUGGCUGUCCUCAGCCGCAUCUCCGUCACUUCCCCCUCCCUCCGCCAUCUCCUCCACCUCUCUCCGCCUCUCUUCCAACUUGCCACAAUUCGAACCUACCGCAUCACCGCCGCAGCAACAGCAGCUCAGCUGCAAUUCGACUACGACGACGAUUUCGGAAGAACUCCUCCGUCUCCGACACCUGCAACGGCAGUGGAUACGGAUGUUUCUAGGCCUUUCAGAGGUGUACAUUGGGUUUUCAUUGGGAAUCCUCACGCUAAGAAGCAUAUCUAUGCCGAUAUGAUUGCGAAGCUUCUUCAAGUUCCUCGUAUCUCCAUUUCUACUCUUCUUCGUCAAGAUCUUAACCCUCAUUCUCCUCUCUACAAGCAGAUUGCUGAGGCAGUUAACUGUGGGAAGCUUGUUCCUGAGAGCGUAAUUUUUGGCUUGCUGUUAAAAAGACUCGAAGAUGGACAUGACAGAGGUGAAGAUGGGUUUAUUUUGGAUUGUGUUCCUCGAACACGCCUUCAGGCUGAGAUCCUCGACCAGCUGGUUGACAUUGACCUAGUUGUGAAUUUUAGAUGCUCUGAAAACCAUUUCCAGGCAACUGGUUCUCCUGCUACAUCUCUUGACAGAACCAAAUCCAGUUUUUCAAAGCUUAACAAGACUGCUGAAGAUUCUCAGACAAAGGUCUCUGCAUUUUACAGAGAGCAGAUGCAAUAUCUGGAGGACUACUACCAGAGCCAGAAGAAGCUUAUAGACUUUCAAGUGGGAAAUGCAUCAGGAGAAACGUGGAAAGGACUCCUAGCUGCACUGCAUCUCCAGCAUACCAAUGCUGUUCAUUCUUCUCGGACACUAACAAUGGGUUUCAGGGUACCUUAAGUAAUUGAGACUUUUAGUUAUGCUGCAACUUUUGUAAAUGAUGAGUAUAUACUAUAUAGCCUGUCUGUAGCUUCUAUUUCAAAGCUAAGAAGCGUCGCAGAUCUAAUCAUGAAUCAUCUAACUGA
Spinacia oleracea (spinach) is the source of this 1100-nucleotide messenger RNA. RefSeq names its product probable adenylate kinase 7, mitochondrial. The transcript has 4 exons. Bases 118 to 975 code for a protein of 285 amino acids. Lineage: Eukaryota; Viridiplantae; Streptophyta; Magnoliopsida; Caryophyllales; Amaranthaceae. Gene Ontology annotation, biological process: nucleobase-containing compound metabolic process. The record is from RefSeq and is a predicted model, not a curated record. Gene Ontology annotation, molecular function: ATP binding; nucleobase-containing compound kinase activity.